CGCGAAUCAAGUAUGACCAAAGUAUCGGCAAAAUGAAAUAAUACGAAGAAAAGUAUGGAGCCUAAGUCGAUUUCUCCACGAAAAUAGACUAAAGAACAAGGCUCGAGACAACGAAUACAGGCCAACUUUGAAGGGGAAGAAAAAUCUGAUACAAGAAGCUACGUAUCUCUUCGGAAUCGACGAUAGGAAAAUUCAAUUGUUCCAUCAACGUAUUCGAUACCACGGGUUCCGAGCAAAACGCUUUCUAACGCGAGAAAGAUAACCAAUCGAAUCUACCGAAGGAAAAAAAUGUUUGAAAUUUCAUUCAGCAAUUUUAGUAUACGCGAUCCCAGCCUUUCAUGUUUCUAAAAAUAUAUUUCCUCGGUUAUAACCUGGUGUACUGCUACUGUGCCGUAUGUCACUAAUUUUCUAGCCUUCCGCGUCUUUACACUUUUCAUCGAAUUUUCAAGUUAUCCGAAAGGUAAUCGACUGAAAAUUUGAUCGCGAAAGCUAAACUCGACGCUGUACGGCGACAAAAAGAAUGUACCUAGAAUCGGUAUUGAAGUAGUGCAAAGUACGAUAACGCUUCGACACGGGACCAAAAACCCGUUCCAUGAUAAAUUAACGAAACAGGGAAGAGGCUCGGAGCGUUGUAAAAGGAUCAAAGCUAUUGUUCCGAUGAGGUACCGCUGACAAAGGAGAUAGGGGACGAAAGAAAUCCACUGGCUCCCGGAUUCCGGUAAAUCACGCCUUUAAAUCUCGGAUCAAAGCGACUACUUUAACAUCGAGCUACCUCGUCUCGAUGGAAGAGGAACCUGUCUUUCGAGGAGAAUCGAAUAAUUAACCGAACAAGACGGAUGGUGUCUACCCUUCAGUCCUUUCUGAACGAUUAUCGAUUUAUUACCUCGUUUCGAAUUCUCGACGAUACGGUACCUUCAAGAUUCUUUAAAUACAUUUCAGUGGCCUUCGUUCAUAUUCCAUGCUAAUUUUUAUAGAUGGAAGCAGUCGAUUCUUAUAUUCCCGUAACUCAGAAAGUUCGUUUUUUCGACAGGCAAGCUGAAAAAGUUGAAUGGUUAAGAAUGGGCAGCUGGAACAGGGUGAUUGUAGGGAAAUGUAGAGAAGCGAGUCGAAUUAGGGGCCAUUAUGGGCACGUUUAUUAAUGGUUGUAGGCUUCGUGGGCCGGAUAACGCGAUUCCAUGGAACGCGUCGCGUUAUUCCAGCGGAUUAUCGUGCGACAUUACCGAUCGAGAGUGUCGAUGUCAGGGUAUUCGUCGAACGUUACCGUUCCAUGGGGGGAAAUGCCGUUUAGUUUGAACUCUGGCCCGUUCGCGAGCGAUUCAUCCAUCGCCUCUAACGGACACGGCUAAUUUCACGGUAAUCCAUUUAGAACUGCAUUCGAGGCAGGGCUGUGUUAUUUUCGUCGAUUAAUCGACGUAAAUUGUUCGUUCAGACGGGAGUAGGGAGAUCAACGGACCCUCGUUACGAUUUUCCCUUCCUUUUUUAAGCGCAAUUUAUAUGCACGCUUCAAAAACUUACAAAUUAAUCGAUCAAGAUUAAAUAUUAAUUUCUUUUUCGUCGUGAUCACUCGUGUAUUAGCCGAUAAUUCGUAAGUGGACAAGGAAUUGAGAGAAUUGCUAUAAUCGUUUACAGGAUGCCUAACGAGAACGCGCCAGUGUGCGGGUGCGGAGUGGUCGUGGACCUGCCGAAAUCCCGGAACGGUGGUCUAACCCCGCGAAAGCUGCCGAUCAGGAUACCAAAGUCGAAGGGCAGCAAGUCGGACGGGCGAUCGGCCAAGAAACAAGACGAUGCUCGUUCGAAGAAUAGAAGUUCCGAGACAGGAAGCAGCAGUUCGGUGACGGAACAAGCGAGGCCGGCCACUAAGAGUAGCAAACACGAGAAACGAUUGAAUCAUUCGAGUAGAACCAGAAGCGCCGACAGAGCGGAGUCGCAUUAUACUUAUAUAGAUUCUGGUUCGAGCAUACUUGGCGGUGCAAUUCGUGAAAACGCUAUACCGGAGGCGUUGUACGCCACCAUUCCAGACACGCCGAACGCGAGCGCCAACGAAACCGGAAAUAGUCAAUUAAACGCGCAAAGUAGAUCGCAACCCGUUUACGCCAUUCCUUCUAUGGUAUCGCCACCGCCCACCUACGAUGUUGCGAUCUCGAAAACGUGGCAGUCUGGUUUGCCGCCAACCUACGAAGAAUACUUGUGUCACAAUUACGCCAUGAUAUCUCGAUCUCAUACACCACCACCGCCAUGGUCGGAUUCGACGACGCCUCAGACGCCUCAAACGCCGAGCGGUCAAAUGCGUCGUGAUCUUUUGGCGAGUCAACCUGAACUUCGCGAAUACCUGGCACAGUUGUCGCUCUCUCAAAACAACGAGAGAUCCAUUGGUCAUCAUCAUCAUUAUCAAGGUGCUAUUCUCAGGGACAACAGUAGCAAUUCGAACCAGCAAACGUCGAGGGAGCAGCACCAACAGCAACAGCAAGUUAGAGUACAGCAUCGUUCACGGGCAAUGCCGCCGAGAUCCCAAAGCGAGAGUCGCGUGCAACAACAAAGAAUUUCGACGAUGUACGAGGACGUAGCAUUUUGCAUGGAAACGACGACCGCUUUGCACUCGGCGUUAGAAAAUGGCAUCACCCUGUGCAACUUGAUGUAAGAUCGCCAAAGAAUCGGGAACGAAUUGGACGAAGGAUUCCGGCAGAAUCCAACGGAAAUGGUAUUCUCAAUCUCUCUUUACGCGAGCCAUUCGAAGAGAAUUUCGUUGGGGAUACAACGGAGCCAGUCAAAGUUCCGACGACAAAUCCUCGAUCGACUUCACAUAAUCGAUCCACUACCCUCCUUACUUUUCUUACUUUUUUCUUUCUCUUCUUUUCCUCUCCAUUCGUCGUAUCAGACACGAUUAUCGCGAAUCGAUUCGAUUUAUCGAGCGAAUAAUCUCGAGAGAUCGUCGAUCGAUGGAUCUCCGAUCAUUUUCGUCUCUUCGAACGUUCGAAAUGUUCGAAACUCGUUGCAUGUUCGUCGAGGAAACGUUGUUCGCACAAAUCUUUCGUCGAUCGAACGAGUAGCUGUACACGCGAACGUGCUAUCGCUCGAACGUUACUUUUUAUCGUAAAUGAGUGUAUGUCCGAAGAAGAUAUAUAUAACUAUAACUGUAUAGCCGGGAAAGUGCAAAGAAACAUAAUCCUCGAAGGCUAGAAUCAUUUAUUAUUAUCCUAACACUUUUAUUCUUUAGCUCCUCCUCGGAUAUUAUUUUAUAUCUGGAAGUUAUACACGUUACUACUACGUAACACCGAGAGAUGGUUGCAUUAUUUAAUUACGUAAUAAAAAUGCGCAUACCUUGCAAAUAUAAAAUGGAGUAUCUAAAGUUCGAAACGUUGCGAUAAAAUAAAUGAUCUCGGUCGUACCGGAGAAGAAUUUUUUAUCCUUUUUUCGUUACAUUCUUACUACUUGGAUUUAUUCCAACGAAACGAAUCCAUUGUUUGUUCACACAUUGGUAGAUUGAACUUAUUGGAUCGAGUCAUAAUCAACUUCCGUUGUAAAUACAGGACGCUUACUUCCUCGAAAACAUCAGCAUGGAGCAUUUCUGGUAACAUUUAGCGUAGAUCGAUAGCGACUGCAUGUAAAUUACGAAAAUGUUGGCGGUAGAUUGACAACGAUACGCAAAAUCGGUCGAAUUCGAAACAUCGAUCAUAUUCUACAUUUUCAAGUCGUAAAGAAACAUCUCGCGCGAAUAUGUACAUUUGUAAAAGUCGUAAUAUACUUUCUUACUUUUCGGAUAAAAAUUGAUUCGUAGAUACGCGGGUUUGGCAAGUUGCGGAGAGGAAAAGAUUGUCGAUAAUAACGAGGAAGUUAAUUAUGAUCGAAUUCGAUACAUCGUCGAGAAAUUGUAGAAAAAAUCAGUUAUCCUUCGUCCUCCCUGGCUGGUCCAGGUCUAUUACGCCUAAUUAAAUGUAAAAGAGUCAAACGGAGAACGAUGCGUCUUUUAGCGACAAAUGAUCUAUAGAACGUAUUGGUGUGUUUUGUUCGUUCUCAAUUCGAGUAAUCUAAAGCAAAUAAUCGAGCAAACGUUGCUCGAGCGGAUCGUAGACGCGAAUAAAAUGAUUGCAUUUAGGCCUAAUUUUAGAAGGGUGCUUAACGCUUUCGUUCCUCUUAGCUUAGAAUUUAUAUAGAUUUACGACUUUUUUCUACCUUCGAACACGUGUGUGUGUGUAUAUACAGUGUAUAUACAUACAUACAUAUACUUAUAAUUUGUAUCGUGAUAGCGUAUCUACGUAAGCGUGUAAUUUAACAGCACUGGUAAUUCUAUUGUCUAAUAUUUGCAUUGCAGAUGUAAUUACACACACGUUCGUGUACGGCUGCAGUGAAUUAUUUAUGCUAAUGAGCUUAUAAUUUCGCGCUGGGCAUUUACAUUGCCGUACGAUGGGGUUAUUAUAAAUUUCUCGAUCGAAAUGUUUGUAACCACGGUGCGAAGAAAGAAACGUGGAAGAACGAAAAGAUUGAUUUCUCAUUGCCGAGAUUUUCAUUUUGUAUCGAUAUUAGAAGCCACAUAUUUGAAAUAUGUUCAAGUUCGGAAAACUUUUGAGUUUACUAAUUUCCAAAUGUCUACGUUUCUAAAUCUACAAACUUUUCAAUUUCCAAAUUCCUGCGUCUUCGAAUUCGCUAAAGUUCAUAUUCGUAAUUCGAUAAUACCGUGAAAACGAGAUAAUUCCAGGAACCGAUGAAUCUUGAAAUUUCCAUAUUUCGCAAUUCCAGUAUCCUCCGAUUGGCAUAACUCGAUAUUUGGAAAUUUGGAAAUUUGAAAAUGUUGAAAAUCCCGCAUAAAUCCGAUAACUCAUCAGAAUCCACAGCGUGUAUGCCAAUCACGCCGUUGGACUCCUCGAGGGUUAUACUCGAUCUGCCUAUCGCUAUCGCAAUCAAUUUAAACGAGGCACUGUGUUCAUUAUAAUUGUAUCGACGAACGUGAUUUUCAUUGUUCAAGUUUUCUCAAAUACGAUUCGCUAAUUUUCAUUGGUUCAAGAUUGAAACGAUACGUAGAAUUCGAUGUGUAACGCGAGAAGGUUAUUUUUCUCAUUGGAAAGCGAUGUAAUUGAAUGUAACUUGUCGCACGACAUAAGAAUACUAAUUGGGUGUCUAAGAGAAAGGUAAACAAGAGAACAUAUAAAUUUCUAUAGAGUAUAGCGACAGACACGUUGAUCUUUACUGCCCUGUUGUAUAUACGUGUAAUUAAGUGUAAAACACGGAGGAAAUAUCGGUUAUCGAACGUGUAAUUUCCAAUUCUAUUUCAACAUCAAUAUCAUUUCAUUUAUUGUUCCAUUACGCAACGCCAAUUGUCUAGUUACUUUCACAAAUGUGUUCGAUUUAUUUAACGCGAUAUUAGCAACCAAUAACGUAAAAAACGUUAACUCGUUGACUUCUUCUUCGUACUUUGCAACCGUUCUAGAGUGAAUUUCGUUCACAAAUCGCGCGAAUAUUUUGGUACGCAUAAACGAAAGUAUUCUCGUUAAUUCAGCAAUAAAUUUCACAAACGCCAGUUGUCCAAGGAAAAUAGUAGUACUAACUUAAUUACAAGACUUUUUGUUGGAGAUAAAUGACUAGAAUGAUCACGACGUAGAGAUAAGUGGCGCUUUGUUGUACGAGUUAAUUAAGGGUUAACUUUAUUCAUUAAUCAGAAAGCACACGACACGAAUGCCAGGUAACCGAUUCGAUUAAGAAAUCGAGACAUCUACGCGAACCGAGCAUAAUUGAUCCUUUCGUUGCGACUUGUAAAUUACAGGAUUUAAGUCAAUUAAAUGUAUUCCCGAUUUCUUUUAACAAUUAUUCUUCUUUGGACACCUGUACAAGCAUUUUUCCUUUCACCGAGCGUACAUGAUAAAUACAUUUGAAGAAACAGUUUCGGUAAUAAA
Molecule: messenger RNA, 5885 nt
Organism: Megachile rotundata (alfalfa leafcutting bee)
Lineage: Eukaryota; Metazoa; Arthropoda; Insecta; Hymenoptera; Megachilidae
Source: RefSeq, a predicted model, not a curated record